AUGAAGAAUUUAUUUUUAAAGUUUACUGGUAAAGAUGGUAAAGAUGGAGGUGAAGGAGGAGGAGAAGGAGGUGAAGGUCCUUCCAACAACAAUAAUAAUAAUAAUAAUGUUGAGAAUAACAAACAAAAUAAUGAUAGUGCAGAAGAAAUGAGAAGAAAAAGAUUAGAAAGAUUAGAAAUGCAACUUGAUGAUCAACAACAACAAGAAGAAGAACAAAAGAGACAACAACAAUUAUUACAAGAAGAAGAACAAAAAAGAAAAAGACAAGUAAUUCAACAACAACAAGAACAAUAUCAAUUACAAUUACUUAAACAAAAACAAGAAGAAGAGAAAAGAAAAAAGGAAGAUGAAGAAAAGAAGAAAUUGCAACAACCAAGAUCACCACCCCUCGUUUCAUCAAGCUACGAUAGAAUUAGAAGUGGUGCUGUCAUUCCAAUGAAUGAAAUGGAUUAUUUCAUUCUUGAAAAGAUCUUUUUAAUCUAUUUCAAUCAAACAAGUCUUAAAAAUGAAGUUUAUCUUGAAUCUUUGACAAAUGAAUUAAUUAAAGAAGUUGCAGGAAAGAAUAUAUUAAAAUUGGAUGAAGAUUUAAUGGAUAGAAUAUUGGUUGAAAGAUUAUCAUAUGGACAAGUUAGAAUACCAUUGGUAGAUUAUUUAAUUGGAUGUUUUAAUAGAUUACAAGAAGUAAAGAGAAAGGUUGGAACCAAACAAGUGAUUGUUACCAAUGCCAAAUUAUUAAAUGAUCUAUCAAACCUUAUCAUUCGUUAUUUUGGUGUGGUCAUUUCCAUUCCAGACAUGUUCCCAAACACCUCUUCUCAACUUUAUGGUCAAGGUAUUGGUCAACUUUUACCAUUUUUAAAAGGUGAAAUGAUUGAUGAAUUAUCUUUUGAAUUUUUACAAUUAUUUAUUUCUCAAGUUGAUGAUAAGAAAUCAUUAUUUGAACCAUUAUUUUUACAAUUAACAGGACAAAUGGGACAAAUUACAUUAUUGGGUAAUUAUAUGGCAAUAUUUAAAGCAUUUUCAAGUUUAAUUCAAUUUAAAGAAUUAUCUGAUAUCUUUAUUUCAAUGCCAGCAUUUAAUCCAAAACAAUUAAAUGGUGCUCAAUUUGAAAGAUUCUCUUUACUUGGUCCUUAUUUUUCUCUUAGUGCUGCUUCUAAAUCGAGAGAUAUAGCUGAUCAAUAUUUUAAAAAUGCAUCAGAAAUGACAAAUCAAAAUAUUCAUGAAGCAUUUGAAAAUAUUAGAAUUUUAACCAAAGGAUAUCAUAAUUAUUUACAUCAAUUGGUUAGAACAUUCCUAAAGGUUAGUCCAGAAAACAAGGAAGCAUUUUUAGUUUGGAUAUGUUCAGUUUUGGAUCACAAUGCCAAUCGUACCAAACUACGUUAUGAUCCAGCCACUGUAGCAACAAGUGGUUUUUGUAUGAACCUUUGUGCAGUCAUGACAUUAUUGUGUGAAUCAUUUAUCGAUGCCUCGUUUUCAAAAACCACCAUGGUUGAUACCAACUUUUUACUCAAUAGUUCUCGUCACGAUAUCUCUCAAGAUACUAGAUUGGCUGCCAAUGUUGAAAAUAUUCAAGAAUGGAACAAAGAUAUUCAUCCAAUUGUACCAGUCAAUUUUAUUACUGAAUGUUUCUUUGUUACUCUUAGAUGUAUUCAUAUUGGUAUUAACCCUACUUUUGAACAAAUUGAUAAUGUUAGUAAUAGUUCUGAAAGAAUUUCUGCUGAACUUCGAGUUUUACAAUCAACUCAACCUCAAUGGUCAAUUACUCCACAAGCAAAUAUAAAUGAAGCAAGAUUAAAACAAUUAAAAGCACAAGUUGAUUCAUGUAAAACUUAUAUUUAUAUUCAUGUUUCACAAAUGUAUGAACCAAUGUUUGUAGGUAGAUUACAAAGUUUUCUAGCCUUUACAGUCAAUUGGUUGACCAGAGUAAUUAAUCCAACCAAUGCACCUGUACCACUUCCAACACCACCCAAUCGUCAAUUUGCUCUAUUGCCAGAAUAUUGUAUCGAAGAUAUUGUUCAAUUCUUUAGUCAUCUUACUCGUUUCUAUCCAGACAAGGUUGAAACUAAUCAACUAGGUCCAAUGGUUACAUUUUUUGUUACUCUUUUAGCUUCUCCAGAUUAUAUUAAUAAUCCUUAUUUAACUGCUAAAAUUAUUCAAAUAUUUGGAUCAUUUGUACCAAUUAAAGAACAAAGAGGAUAUCAAAAAGAUAUGACAGGAUUAUUUUCUUCAAGUGAAAUUGUAAAACAAAAUUUAAUACCAUCAUUGAUGAAAUUUUAUGUAGAUAUUGAAUCUACAGGAAGACAUAAUCAAUUUUAUGAAAAGUUUAGUUAUCGUUAUGAUAGUGCACGUAUCAUGACGUAUCUAUGGGAAUCGAAUCUUUAUUUCCAACAAAGAAUUAUUAUGGAAUGUCGUCGUCCAGAAUCCUUUUUACGUUUUAUCAACAUGGUCAUCAAUGACAGUAUCUUUUUAUUGGAUGAUGCUUUGGAGAAAUUAAAAGAUAUCAAGGGAAUGCAAGCUCAACAAGAAGCUGGUGAAUGGGAACAAAAACCAGAAGAUCAACGUAGAGAAUUAUUGGAAACGUAUGAACGUUAUCAAUCGAUUGCUCGUAAUUCAUUGUCGUUGGCCGAUCAAAACUUUAAAAUGAUGCAAUUAAUUUCUGUAAAGGAAUUGACACCAUUUAUGCAAAGUGGUAUUGUAGAUCGUUUGGCUGAAAUGUUGAAUAGUUAUCUUGUCAAGUUGCUUGGACCCAAGUGUAUGGAAUUAAGAGUUCGUGACCCAGAACGUUACAACUUUAAUCCACGUCAUUUAUUGGUUCAACUCACCGAUAUCUAUUGUAACCUUUCUGUUGAUGAAAAGUUUUUAGACUCUAUUGUUCGUGAUGAGCGUUCUUUUAAAAUUGGUAUCUUUGAACAAGUUGAAAAGAUUUUGGCUCGUGAACAAUUAAAAAGUCUUGAAGAUAUUGAAAGAUUCCAUAACCUAAUCGUUAAAUUGGUUCAAGUCAGUCAACAAAAUAAUUUAUUGGAAGAAGAUCUUGGUGAUAUUCCAGAUGACUAUUUGGAUCCACUCCUAAGUACCCUCAUGACUGAUCCAGUUAUUUUACCUAGUAGUAAAAUUACUCUUGAUCGUCAAACCAUUCAACGUCAUUUAUUAUCUGAUCAAACUGAUCCUUUUAAUCGUUCAAAAUUAACUGAAGAUAUGUUAAUUCCAAAUAUUGAAUUAAAAAAUCAAAUCAAUCAAUGGUUAUCUGAUAAAAAAAAUAAUAAAUAA
Cavenderia fasciculata is the source of this 3264-nucleotide messenger RNA. RefSeq names its product U box domain-containing protein (gene nosA). The transcript has 6 exons. Lineage: Eukaryota; Evosea; Eumycetozoa; Acytosteliales; Cavenderiaceae. Gene Ontology annotation, biological process: protein polyubiquitination. Bases 1 to 3264 code for a protein of 1087 amino acids. Gene Ontology annotation, molecular function: ubiquitin-ubiquitin ligase activity. Gene Ontology annotation, cellular component: cytoplasm; ubiquitin ligase complex; nucleus. The record is from RefSeq and is a predicted model, not a curated record.